CCGAGUGUCCGCGCCCGUAGCCACGCUCCCUACCUCGAGAGAAGGGCGGGGUCGCACACGCGCACUGGUUCUCCGUCGCCCCACGAGGAGCGUUGCUUUGCUGGAAGCGGCGGCUGGCUAGCCGCGGCCAUGCUUCGACGUGAGGCCCGCCUGCGCCGGGAGUAUCUGUACCGCAAGGCCCAGGAGCAGAAGCAGCAUCUUCUGGAGGAGAAGAAGCUGAAGCUCAAGCAAGCCCUCGAUGAAAAUCAGCCGCUUCCCACCGAGCUCCGAAGAGAAGCCCUGACUCUCCAGAAGGCCUUGGAGUUUGAUGACGACGGGAGUGAAGGUGUCUUGAACCACCAAGAUGACGAGUACCGCUGGGCAGGCGUGGAAGACCCGAGGAUCAUGAUCACCACUUCUCGGGACCCCAGCUCUCGGCUCAAGAUGUUUGCCAAGGAACUGAAGCUGAUAUUUCCUGGGGCUCAGAAGAUGAACCGGGGACGCCAUGAAAUGGGGGCCCUGGUCCGGGCCUGUAAGGCCAACGGAGUGACCGACCUGUUGCUGGUGCACGAGCAUCGUGGGACUCCAGUUGGCCUCAUCGUGAGCCAUCUGCCCUUUGGGCCUACUGCAUAUUUCACACUGUGUAAUGUGGUGAUGCGACAUGAUGUCCCUGACCUUGGCACUGCCCCACAGGCCUUUCCCCACCUUAUCUUUCACGGAUUCUCCUCCCGCCUUGGACAGCGAGUCUCAGACAUUCUCCGAUACCUCUUCCCCGUACCCAAGGAUGAGAGCCGCCGGGUCAUUACUUUUGCGAACCAGGACGACUUCAUUUCUUUUCGGCAUCAUGUGUAUCGGAAGCCAGAUCAUCACACGGUGGAGCUGACAGAGGUGGGGCCAAGAUUUGAGAUGAAAUUGUACAUGAUCCGCCUGGGCACACUAGAACAAGAAGCCACCGCAGAUGUGGAGUGGCGCUGGCACCCGUAUACCCACACGGCCCGCAAGAGGACCUUCCUCAGCAUCUAGUGGGCCCCCGACAAAGCAUCUGCAGAGCUAGCAUCAGAUUGUGCACUCGGGAAAACAAUUAUGGUUUUCAUAAUUGUCAACGUGAUACGUGUAAUGAAAUAUACUGCUGGUCUAGGUUUUUUUUUUUUAAGUGUUACCAUUUUCCCAGCAGAGUCUGACUUGGGAAUUGGACUUAGAACACAGCUUGAAAUAGUCAGUUCUCGACAACGUCUUCUCAUGUACGUGUGUGAAUCAAAGAUUGAAGAACUCUUGUUCCUGUCAUUGAACUGUGGUCUCCAUAACAACCCUCUGGGAUUCAGGACUGUUCCCACAGGACUGGAAACAGCCCUGUUAUCAUGCAUCUUCAGGCUUGUCACGGGCAACCACCCACACCCUAUAUUAUAAUGGUAUUGAUUGUAUUGUAAUCUACUUUACGAUUUAUGAUUUGUACCUUUUGCUGCAGCAGGGGGAGGUCCCCUGCCCAGGAGAGCUUCCAGAUUACAGACUCUUCUUCACUCUGAAAGUGAUAAAUUAAACCAUGACUUGAGCUCUAAAAUGUGGGUCUAGGCUGCCCAGUGUGGCUCUAGCUAUUCACAUUUAGAGACCAAGAUAUUAAAAUUCUGUUUAUAAGCUGGA
Messenger RNA from Antechinus flavipes (yellow-footed antechinus), 1617 nucleotides. It is a transcript of the gene IMP4, whose product is annotated as IMP U3 small nucleolar ribonucleoprotein 4. Gene Ontology annotation, biological process: rRNA processing. Gene Ontology annotation, molecular function: snoRNA binding; rRNA primary transcript binding. The transcript is spliced from 9 exons. Bases 130 to 1002 code for a protein of 290 amino acids. Gene Ontology annotation, cellular component: small-subunit processome; nucleolus; Mpp10 complex. NCBI's taxonomy places the organism in Eukaryota, Metazoa, Chordata, Mammalia, Dasyuromorphia, Dasyuridae. The record is from RefSeq and is a predicted model, not a curated record.